Messenger RNA from Serendipita indica DSM 11827, 3639 nucleotides. The record is from the annotation of a GenBank genome assembly. NCBI's taxonomy places the organism in Eukaryota, Fungi, Basidiomycota, Agaricomycetes, Sebacinales, Serendipitaceae.
AUGUCCAGUAAACUAAACCAUACGACCGGCAUCCCGUUCAGAGCUAGACUCGACCUGCUGCCAGCGUCUGUAGAGGAGCUGCCACUCAAUGAAGGAGACAUUGUAGAAGUUCUCGAUCGAGGGGAGUUUUGGUGGAUAGCCAUAGCCAAGGCGCACUCGGCGCCUCGCACGUCUUUCCGAUUCCUGACAAAUUCGCCCAAAGGCAAGCGAGGUCUUGUUCUACCUGAAGCACUUGAGCCAAUCUCGGGAUCGAUAGAGGCGCCUCAGCUACAAGAAGACGCUAUCAUAGAUGACCGCAUCCAUGAAGCACUUCCUGAAAUCACAAUUGAGACAUCUCAAUCAGACACUGGCGCAUCGUCAGAUUGCGCAUCCCUUCCAUUAUCCCUUCGAACUAGAGUCGACCGACCCACUCUUCCUCGGCUCAUUUCCCCCCUAUUCGAAUCUUCCACUGAUAGCCCUUCUCUCCCCAGCGCAUCGUCUAGUAGCACUAAUAACGCAUGUUCACCAACUGGAUCGCCAAUUUCACCCGACGCUUCUCCAUUAACAGAUGGCAUCAAAGUACUCCCGACACGAGUUCGCGCUUUAUCAGACGUAACAGGCACCACGCCCGGAGAGCUUUCGUUCAAAGCUGGCGACAUUAUUGACGUCGACGUUCGGACUUCCGCCGAGAUAUGGCAUGGAAUACUCGGACAGCAGACGGGCACCUUCCGUCUCGACGACUCUGUCGAACCAAUACUUAAAGAGCGGGUUAGGGCACUACUGGACCACACUGCAGCCUCCUCCGGAGAUUUAUCGUUCAAAGCCGGUGAUAUUAUCCAGGUCUACGGUCCAAGUACUCAGGGUACAUGGUGGUGGCAUGGUUUCAUUACCGGAAAGGGGAUAGGGAUGUUUCCUUUCAACUUUGUUGAGCCCCUGGACGAUGAGUUUGAUGAUUCAGACGAAGUCGACCCCGUCACCGCGUCUCUCUACAAACCACACACAAAGUUUCGGGUACUGCAUGACGUUCCAUCUAUAGAAGAUGGAAUGUUGUCACUCAAGCAAGGGGACGUGAUUUCCCUCGUUUCUCGACCAUUUCAUGAUAAGUGGGAGGGGCGCUUGCGGUCUCAGGCAGGGACAUUCUUCUUAGAUGACAACAUUGAGCCCAUUAUUACGAGCCGGGUUUGCGCCAUCUACGACUACAAGGCUCAAAAUGAGGGAGAGCUGACCUUCGCUCGAGGCGACGUCAUUACAGUCAUACAGCCCUCUGAGGAAUCGACGUUUUGGUGGUACGGUGCUACGAAGAAUGACGUUGGUAUCUUUCCUUUCAACUAUAUCGACAUUAUCCCGGACGAGAAAGAUGACUUCAGCGAUUCAGAAGAUUGGAUCAAAGUCGGAAACAGUGGUUUUCAUCGCAUUAUGCGAGCCCUCCACGAUUUCCAUGCCAGGGAAAGGAGGGAAGUGUCAUUCAAGUGUGGCGACUUGAUCACGUUUCUGGAAGACAUGGACGAUCCGCGAUGGUUUAUAGGCAGACUUGGCGGAUGCGUAGGCAUUUUCCUCCACUCUUACUGUGAAGAGGUCACUUUGGGCAAGCAGGAUUUAUCCCUGGGCACCCAAAAUCAGUCGGACCUACCGCCCGGCUACGACGAAUCUUCCUUAAUUCCCAGCAUCGAUAAUAGUCAGAUUUAUCACCCCCUUGUGGAUACAAAGCGCCAUGGGAUGCCACGACUUGAUAUGGACAACUUGCGCUCUGGCGCUGGUAGCAAUCCGCGUGCCAAGGCUUUGCAAGACUUUAGAUCAGGCGAAGCCAGCGACCUAUCCUUUGUUAAAGGUGACAUAAUCGAAGUACUCAGUAUGCCGAGUUCUCCAGGAUGGUGGAAAGGACGACUUAACAAUGCUGUUGGCAUAUUUCCCUCUAGCCUGACCAAGCUGAUCAGCUAUCAUUCCCCGGAACCUUCUUCGCUCGGCAGUGAUCGUGAUCACAUCUAUCCAAGCCCUAUAUUAUUGUCGAGACAAGAAGCUGUUUCGCCGACGACAGAGGUCUCGGAUGAAAAUUAUCCAGACGCAUGGAGUUUGGUCUCAUCUAAGACUCCGUAUAGUCCGGUCAAUAUCCCACUCCCUUGGAAACCGUGCUUUGCCCGGGUGCUCCACGACUUUCAAGCCCCAGGAGAGUACGGUAUACAAUUAAUAUCUGGGGAUAUUGUCCAGAUUCUGGCUAUGCCCUUUGAAGAGAGGUGGACAGCCAGAUCGAGGAAUCGUCAGGGCCUCAUUCCCGCCAAUUACGUCAGACUUGAGCCCCUGGUUGACUCUCAGGACUCUGGUAGUCGCAACCCGGAAGCUACCCGGCAAACUGGCCAUGACCUCGUUUCAAGCUCGUCUUCGCAGACGCUUGCGCACGAGAAAAGGAGGGCUGAUGAGGCCAAGUCGUACCCUACAUCCGAAUGGGUGCGUGUACGCCAUGACUUUAACUCGGGAAAGUCGAGAGAACUGGUUUUGAAGAAGGGUGAUCUCAUUCGCGUACUCAAGAAACCCCGCCAGCACUGGUGGAAAGGUAGACUCCAGCGAGAUGGCACGGAGGGGCUUUUCCCUGCCAACUAUGUCGAGGCGGCUCCCCCUCCGAUUCCCCCAGCGGAAGGCAUGUCUCAGUCCCUUUCACCGUCAUCUACAUCUCCUGUUGGGCAGGAGUCCGCCAUCAUGAUGCUGGAUCAAACCCUUCUCAACUUGUCUGCGUUGCUCAAAACAUUCGACACAAGGAAGGAUCUCUCGGAGAAUGUGGAGAUUCAAACCUUGUAUUGGAAUGCUUGCACUCGUAGAAAGAAAAUGUCCAAACUUCAAGAUAGCACACCGAAAACUGAGGCUCAAAUCCGGGUAGAAGCGCUAUUUGAGGCAGUAAAGUCUCACUAUAACGCGAUGAUGGAGCUAUCAGCAACGCGACACGGCCAUCAAGUAAUGUCGGCACGACCUCAUGUCCCUAGUAGUCGGGUUUAUUCAUCGACAUUCACUACCAACAAUACGAUGACCUCUUUUGGAUCUUCAUCUGGAGUUAUUGUAGAAGAGCCGAGCUCAUACAAUACCUCGCCAAUGUCCGGCAAUCCAUCCACCGACCCUUCAUCAGCCUCCCUGUCAAUAGAUCCGCCUCCAGCAACCACGUUCCCCCCAGAACACACAAGAGCAUAUCCCCGGAAGCGAAGUACAGGGAAUAGCACACGUACAUUCUUCCUCCCUCCUACACCCGCUAUUCACCCGCAUGGUCCAACAACCGCACAACCUCAGCGCCUCUCACAGAUUAUGUCGGUCACUGUGCCUACUACUUGGUCGCCGAAUUUGGCGUUUGGAACCCGCCAAGCGGCGUACAAGUUUGAGGGAGACCUUGCUGCCAUCUCAGCGGACAUAGAAAAGGCCAAACAGGCAUACAAGAACAACAAAGGCAACGUUGCAUCACAAUCGACGAGCCGCAAGCUACCUUCGAGUCCCGCCGUCCGCAUUCUGCGUAGAGUUGCCAGAGCGGGCAGACGAGCGGAGGGUAACGAGACUGUUGGGUCUCAUGGACCACAUAACAAAGCCAUAAUCAAACACGAGAUCCAAUAUCGGUCACUUCACGUUGUUCACUCAAACUUCACACCAGUGACUUCUAGACGUCCUCUAGGCGGCAGAGAGUCGUAA